Manis javanica (Malayan pangolin) is the source of this 5547-nucleotide messenger RNA. RefSeq names its product interleukin 1 receptor like 1 (gene IL33R). Gene Ontology annotation, biological process: signal transduction. Lineage: Eukaryota; Metazoa; Chordata; Mammalia; Pholidota; Manidae. Gene Ontology annotation, molecular function: interleukin-33 binding; interleukin-1 receptor activity. The record is from RefSeq and is a predicted model, not a curated record.
AAGAAAGCAGGCUAGUAUCUAGCAGAGAGCUAUUAGAGAAAUAGGAUUUUUAGAGUUAAUAAACUCACUUGGUGGGACGUUGAGGAGGAAGGAGCUCAAGUGCACCUGGCUGAUGGUAGUGCCAUCAGCCUUCUAGUGGAGACCCUCACCAUCAUAUGUCACAGAUUCAACUUGAAUAACCUCAACAAUCAGUUACCGAUACCAGAUACUUGCUCUAAACUGAAAAAUCGAGAAUGAGACUUUGGGUCUUAGCCACUCUAACAGUUCUUAUACAUUCCACAGCAGCUAAGUUUAGAAAACCAUCCUGGGGUCUGGAAAAUGAGGCUUUAAUUGCGAGAUGUCCUAGACAAGGAAAAUCUCAAUACCCUGUGGAUUGGUAUUACUCAGAAGCCAACAUAAAUAUUGCCACCCAGAGAGGAAAUCGUGUAUUUGCCUCAGGGGAACACCUUAAAUUUCUCCCGGCCAACGUCAAUGAUUCUGGAAUUUAUACUUGCAUUAUCAGAAGUCCUACCUCCAAUAAGACUGGAUAUGUGAAUGUCACUGUAUAUGGAAAACAACCAGAUUGCAAUAUUCCAGAUUAUCGGAUGUAUUCAACAACAUCUGGAUCCGAAAAAAAUUCCAAAAUAUAUUGCCCUACAAUUGGCCUCUACAAUUGGACAGCACCUGUUGAGUGGUUUAAGAAUUGUAAAGCUCUUCAAGGCCUGAGAUACCGCUCACACAAGACAUUUUUGCUAAUUGACAAUGUAACUAGCAAAGAUGCAGGUGAUUAUACAUGUAAAUUUAUGCACAAUGAAAAUGGGGUCACCUACAAUGUGACAGCAACCAGAUCAUUCACAGUUGAAGAUGAGCAAAGCUUUUCUCUGUUUCCAGUAAUUAUAGCUCCUCCACACAAUGAAACAAAGGAAGUGGAAAUUGGACAAACGGUAAACAUAACUUGCUCUGCCUGCUUUGGGAAAGGCUCUCAGAUCAUGGCUUAUGUCCUGUGGCAGGUCAACAGAAGCAAAGUUGAGAACUUUGGUGAAGCAAGAAUUCAAGAGGAGCAAGAGCAAAAUCAAAGUUCUAGCAACGACUUCACUUGUCUGAAAACUGUUUUAAGAAUAGUUAAUGUGAGAGAAGAGGAUUUACUGCUGGAGUACCACUGUCUGGCCCUGAAUUUGCACGGCUUGCGAAGACACAUCAUAAGACUAAGGAGGAAAAACCCCAUUGAUCGUCAAAGCAACUACUACAUACUUGCAGGAUUUAGCAUAUUGUUAAUGCUAAUCAAUGUCCUGGUGAUAUUUUUAAAAGUGUUCUGGAUCGAGGUUAUUCUGCUCUGGAGAGACAUAGCUAGACCUUACAAGACUAGAAAUGAUGGAAAGAUUUAUGAUGCUUAUGUUAUCUAUCCAAGGAACUACAAAAAUAGUCCAGAGGUGGCCAGUUCUGUGGAAUCCUUUGUUCACCAGAUUCUGCCUGAUGUUCUUGAAAAUAAGUGUGGCUAUAACUUGUGCAUUUAUGGGAGAGAUCUGCUACCUGGAGAAGAUGCAGUCACUGCUGUGGAAGCCAACAUACAAAAGAGCAGGCGGCACAUUUUCAUCCUGACUCCUGAGAUCAUGCACAGCAAGGAGUUUGCCUAUGAACAGGAGAUCGCCUUGCACAGCGCCCUCAUCCAGAAUGACUCCAAGGUGAUUCUCAUUGAAAUAGAGGCUCCCAGCGGGCCCAACAGGCUGCAGUUUGGAGAGCUCCAAGAUUCCCUAAAGCAUAUUGUGAAAGUGCAGGGCACCAUCAAGUGGAGGGAAGACCAUGUGGCCAGCAAACAGUCCCUGAAUUCCAAAUUCUGGAAGCAAGUGAGGUACCACAUGCCUGUGGCAAACAAACUUACUGGAAAAACUUCUGGUUUGGCUUCUCUGAGCACCCAGGGGCAGUAGCACUUGUUUGAUGUGCUAAUGAACCAAAUUUGGUGGCUCCCAGCAACAUCUGGGUGGAUUGCUCCCCAGUACCAGAUACUGGGAAUUGAGAUGUAAGACACAGGAAUGUCAAGGGUAUUCAGGCCUCAAGUUUCAUUCAAUAAUUUCUCUUCCGUUUCCCUGAUUCUGGGUGGAUGCAGAAUGCCUGUAAUUUUUUAUCCUGCAUCCCCUUCUGUCCACCCCACAUUUCCUUCCCUCUCUCCCUUGUUGAUCGCUCUCUACUGGCCUGGGAUCUUUUCACUAUGCUCUUUCCCUUUCUUUCUUUCGCUUGUUCUUUCUCUCCUCUUUCUUCAUCUGUAUUCUACAUUUUGAACAUCAAACUAAAAAUUUAAGGGUUAAAUUUUCAUGAAAUCUUGAAGAACACUCAGAUUCUCUCAAGUAAAUCUUAUUCCCAACAUGUCACAAUUUAUUGUAUUUGAUUGGAAUGGAGGCAAGUUUUAUCAUCUGGAUAUAUCGCUGGUUGGAGUUCCUUAUCCAACUGCCAGUACAAUUGAAAAUCUUUUUAGUUCUGAAAUUUCUUUCAUACAUUUUUAUUCUCUUGAGGAGUACAUAUUUCUCACUAUAAAAGUUGUAGAAGAACAGAAAGUAUGAAAGGAGAAAAUAAUAAAAAUUCAUAAAUCCAUCAUCCUGAGCAUUUUUAAAUUCUAAGCAUUUUGGUAAAUUUGUAUUUUUAAGAAAUUUUAAUUCAUGCUUAAGCAUACUGUUUAUAUAGCUAAUAUUACACAGUGUAUAAUUUUUAUUUUUUCUGCUUAAUAUCAUGAUAAAAGCACUUGCUAUGUCAUUUAAGUUUUAAUAUUUAAAAAUAGUCACGGUGUUCUAGUUCAUGGUUGUGCUACAAAUGACAUGCUCAGCUAGUUAUGGAUGGAUAUUUAAGUUGUUUCCAACUUAGUCAUCAUUAUAAAUAAUUCUGCAAUGACCAUAUCAGUACAUCUCCAUUUUUUUUUUUAACUUGAGAAACUUUGUUGUAAUAUCUCUAUGAAAUUAGUAGGGCAUUUUGACAGAACUGUUCUAGGAAAACUGAAGUUAGUUUGCAUAGUCAAAGCCAUGCCCAUCAGUUUCGUGAAGGAGUUCAUGGAGCUCUCAUGGGCCACAGAGCCCAACAGUGGAUCCCAGGCUAGGGCAGGGUGUCCCCUCAGCCUGGGAGUCCUGUCAGAGCACACAUUUUGCAAGUGGAUAGAGAUUCUCCCCUCAGCUGAGCUGCUUGAUAAAGUAUAUAAUUUCAUAUUUAACUGCAAAAGAGAAUUUCACUUCCAUCAGACCUUUGACAGGGAUCCCGUAUUAUCUUGAAAUAACUGUCUUUCAACGAAUACUUUACAGAAUCUUGUCUGGAAAGUAAUGGUAUUUUUGGAAGUUUGCCUAAAGGGUCUGUAGUUACCCAUCCAUCCACACACCCUAUAAUCCCUGGCUUAAAGUUGCCAGAUAAAAUACAAGACAUCAGUUAAGCUGAAUCCAUAGAAUGAAAUUUCAUCUGAAACUGAUCAGGAAUUAAAAUUUGACUGGGUAUGUUGUAUUUUUAUUUGCUAAAUCUGCUUAUUACUCUGGUAGAUUAUUAUGCUUUCAUUUGGUGACAUCUGAUUUUACUGAAUUACUAAACAAUUAGCCAAUGAAAAGGAUGCAGUAUAGCCGAUUGGUGAACAUCAUCAAAUUUGGAAUCAACAAGUCAUCCUCUGCUAUCAACCAGCUAUGUGACCAUGAGCAAGUUACUUCUCUAAAACUUAGUUACCCUAGGAAAAAGGAGAAUAAUCAUACCAAACUCUUCCUAUUUCUGUGCUAAUCAAGUGAAAAAGGAAGGAGAAGGAAAAGUCAAUACAAUGGCCUUAGUUCUAUGCCACUUCACUGUUUCUUGUAAUGUGGAUGAUACCCCAUGUCCUCUCUCGACGAGGGCCUCUAAAGCACAAAUUCCCUCUAGUCUCACUCUCAGGAAUAGAUGUGCUUUUAUUCCUGCUUCCCCACCCACUUAGAAUGACAGAUGUGUUUUUAAUUUAUGACACAGGGAAUUCUGAAACUGAUUUUAUUCCCCUUUUUAUAUUAGCUACUUGAAAGUGUGGACCCAAAUUUGGGAUCUCUGUACAGCAAGCAGCUUGCUAUCAUGGCAAGGCAUAGAAUAAUCUCUUCUCUGGCUCCAUAAUAACUGAGUUUUCAAUUUACUCUAUAUUUCUGAUUUUGAAAUAUGUUUUGCCGUCUAUAUUAUACGGUCCUUUGCAAGUAUUUAACAUUUAUAUUUUCUGAACGUGUGCUGAGUAUUCUGGAGUGGGGUGGGGAGAGGAAGGGAGAUACACAGGUGAGUAAGGUACACACACUCCUUACUUAUAAGGGGCUAGAGUUCACUGGGGGUUCUUGGAAAGAAACACUUUCAAGAACCCACACAAGGCUGACCUUGGGGGAAAUUCUGACAUUAUUAAACUCACUUCUCCAGCACCCUUCUACCCAAACUUAGACACUACCUACCAAGUUACCUGAGCUCUCUGGCCUCAGUUUCUGCAACUGAAAAAUAGGAAGAUGGAGAAGAGUGCUGUGGGCUCUCUCAGCUCCUAACAGCCUGUGGUUCCAAGCUGCACAAUCACAGAGAGGUCAGGCAUGGCCAGACCACCUGGCUUCUCAUACCAGCAGCACCACUACCUGCUCUGUUUCUUCUUCUGAACAGUGAGAGUGAUACAUGCUUCACCACAGCACAGUGUGAAUAAAAUGAAUUCAGCCAAAACUUGUUGGGUGUCUACCACAGGGUGGUGAAAAUUCCUGUGAAUUAUAAAAACACGAAGUUAUUUUUAGUUGAGUCAAAUUCACCUACAGUACAAUGUAAAUAUGAAAGAAAUAUUUCCAUCAUCCCAGAAAUUUCCCUCCUGUCAUUUCCCAAACAAUCCCUCUUCUUCAGAGGCCAACAAUGGUCUGAUUCUAUUUCCAAGGAUUAGUGUGGUCAGAUCCUAGAAUUCACAUUUAAAAAGUCAGACAGCAUUGUGACUUGCUACUUCCAAACAACAUAACAUUUUUGUGAUUCAUCCAUGUUUGGUGUGUGUCAGUAGUUGUUUCUUUGUGUUAUUGAGUCAUACUCCACCAUUUGGCUGGACAACAGUCUGUUUAACCAUUUCCCUGUUGAUGGACAUAUGGAUUAUUUCCUGCUUUAUAGCUAUUAUGGAUACGGCCUCUGGUGAACAUGUUUUUCUUUUGGUUCACUAUCUAGGAAUGGUCAUAAGUAUAUAUAUAUAUAUACAUAUAUGUGUAUAUGUAUAUAUAUAUAUAUGAACGUUUAAAGAAAUUGACAAAUUGUUUUUGCAAACUAACUGUACCACUUUACAUUCCCUCCAGUUUUAUAUGAGAUUUCUGUUGUUUCAUCUCCUCCCAAUGAUUGGUAUUGGCAUUCUUUUUAUUUUUUAUUUUAAUGGGUGUUAAAUGAAUCUCAGUGUGAUUUUCAUUUGCAGUUUCCUUAUGAUUUAUGAAGUUGAGCUUUUUCCAAGCUCUAUUUGAUUAUUUGUAUGUCAGUCAGUGAAAGUAAAAUCUUGCACAUUUUUAGAUUGUGUUGUUUCUCUUCAUAUUGUUGAUGUGUAGAAAUUACUUAUGUAUUCUGGAUACAAGUUCCUUUUCAGAUAGAUACAAGAUGAGAAUUUUU